Phacochoerus africanus (Common warthog) is the source of this 2350-nucleotide messenger RNA. Its product is annotated as guanylate cyclase soluble subunit beta-2-like. Gene Ontology annotation, biological process: response to oxygen levels; cGMP biosynthetic process. Gene Ontology annotation, cellular component: guanylate cyclase complex, soluble. Bases 98 to 2200 code for a protein of 700 amino acids. Gene Ontology annotation, molecular function: heme binding; guanylate cyclase activity. The record is from RefSeq and is a predicted model, not a curated record. The transcript has 15 exons. Lineage: Eukaryota; Metazoa; Chordata; Mammalia; Artiodactyla; Suidae.
AUUCAUCAACACCUGUCUGCAAUCUCUGGUGAUAGAGAAAUUUGGUGAAGAGACCUGGGAAAAACUAAAAGCUUGUGCGGACGUGCAAGAUGCCUUCAUGACCUACACGGUCUAUGAUGACGUCAUCACCAUUAAGCUCAUCCAAGAGGCCUGCAGUGUUCUUGGUAUCUCCAUGGAAGCCAUUCUGAAACUCUUUGGGGAAUACUUCUUUAAAUUCUGUAAGAAGUCUGGCUAUGACAGGAUGUUACGGACACUGGGAGGAAAUCUCACUGAGUUUAUUGAAAACCUAGAUGCCCUCCACAGCUACCUGGCGCUCUCUUAUCAGGAGAUGAAUGCACCAUCGUUCCGAGCGGAGAGAGCAGCCGAUGAGAAGAUGCUUCUCCAUUACUACUCUGACAGAAGUGGUCUAUGCCACAUCGUGCCAGGUAUCAUUGAGGCUGUGGCCAAAGACUUCUUUGACAUUGAUGUGACCUUGGAGAUCCUUGACGUGCAUCAGGAGGAGGAGAGGACAGCAAAGAAGGAGCACGUUGUGUUUUUGAUUGUACAGAAGUCACACAGACAGAUGAGAAGGGCAAAGCCAAAGGACAGCCAGAGAGACCAAGAGGCGCUGGAGGCAGCUUUCCUUCGGAUGAAAGAGAAGUAUUUGAGUGUCUCCGUUUGCCCUGUGAACAAGUCCCGCUGGGAAGUUGUGAGACGCAUUGUCAUGUUUGGAAAAGGGCAUCUCAGGAACACCUUUGAACUGAUUUAUCCGGAGCGGCUUUGGAUUGAAGAGAGAACAUUCUGCAAUGCUUUCCCCUUCCACCUUGUGUUUGAUGCGUCACUGCGGGUCAAACAAGCCGGAGUGAAUAUUCAGAAGUACGUCCCGGGACUCCGAACCCCGAAGAUUCGAUUAGACAAGUACUUCUCCAUCGUCCAUCCCCCCGUCGCCUUCGACAUUUUCAGCAUCUGCCAAUUCAUCAACAGCCCGUUUGUCCUGAAGGCGCGAGGGGAAAGGAUGCCGGAGGCACGGAGAAGCCGGCCGCCAAUCAAGCUCCGAGGCCAGAUGAUCUGGAUGGAGUCCACGCGGUGCAUGGUGUACCUGUGCUCCCCCAAGCUCCGCAGCCUGCGUGAGCUGGAGGAGCAUCAGAUGCACCUCUCCGACAUCGCCCCCCACGACACCACCAGGGACCUCAUCCUCCUGAACCAGCAGCGCCUGGCAGAGAUGGAGCUGUCCAACCAGCUGGAGAGAAAGAAGGAGGAGCUGCGGGUCCUCUCCAAGCACCUGGCCAUAGAGAAGCAGAAAACAGAAGCCUUGCUGUACGCCAUGCUGCCCCAACACGUGGCCAACCAGCUGAAGGAGGGCAGGAAGGUGGCUGCAGGAGAAUUUAAGACCUGCACGAUUCUCUUCAGCGAUGUGGUGACAUUUACCACCAUCUGUGCCGCCUGUGAACCUAUCCAGAUAGUGAAUAUGCUGAAUUCAAUGUACUCCAAGUUUGACAGGCUAACCAGCGUCCACGAGGUCUACAAAGUGGAAACAAUAGGAGACGCUUAUAUGGUGGUCGGGGGUGUUCCGGUGCCUGUUGGGAGCCACGCCCAGAGAGUAGCCAACUUCGCCUUGGGGAUGCAGAUUUCUGCGAAAGAAGUCAUGAAUCCUGUUACUGGUGAACCCAUCCAGAUCAGAGUGGGGGUCCACACGGGGCCAGUCUUGGCAGGUGUCGUGGGGGACAAGAUGCCGCGGUACUGCUUGUUUGGUGACACUGUGAACACAGCUUCCAGGAUGGAAAGUCACGGGCUGCCCAACAAAGUGCACCUCAGCCCCACGGCCUACAGAGCCCUGGAAAACCAAGGCUUCGAAAUAACGGAGAGGGGCGAAAUCGAAGUGAAAGGCAAAGGGAAAAUGACCACGUACUUUCUGAUCCGGAACGUGAACGCCUCGGAGGAUGAGCUCAUGGGGAGACCUCGGACUCCGCUCUAUCCCGAGGCAAGUGCUCCAGGAAGUCAAGACAGAACUCUGGCUGUCAUGAGGUACGCAGACAGCUGGCAGCGGCUCCCCGAGAGUGACGCAGCCCGAGCUCCUGACCAGUCAGCCCCCAGAGAGAGUCCGGCAGCAUCGGGACAGGACUCCGUGGAGGCGGCUCAUGGACAGCGGUCUUCAGAUGAGACAAAGACAGAGCGCCUUGCCCGGGAGCCCCUGCCGUCCGGUUUCUGUGCUCUGUUGUAAUGGGGAAACAGACCCCUCGGGUCAGUUUUUCUCCUGUUCAGCUUACUGGUGGCCAAGAAAAGCAACUUCAUUUCUCAGCUCGACUGAGGCUGCAUCUCUUCCUCGUGGUCCCCGUGAGAAUAAAAUUCUAGAAGUGAAAUCCAACCCUAA